AUGGCGUUGUGUUGUGCCAUUUCGAACGAAGUUCCGGAGCAUCCAGUGGUUUCUCCUUCAUCCGGAGUAAUAUUCGAGAGAAGAAUAAUCGAAAAAUACAUACAGGAGAAUGGAGUGGACCCUAUAAGUGGAAAAGAAGUCGCUAUAGAUGAAUUAAUAGAAAUCAAAACGCCUCCAAUUGUAAAACCAAAGCCACCAAGUGCUACUAGCAUCCCAGCUACAUUAAAACUACUGCAGGAUGAAUGGGAUGCAGUUAUGCUGUACAGUUUUACACAACGACAGCAAUUACAAACAGCGCGACAGGAAUUAUCGCACGCUUUAUAUCAACACGAUGCUGCCUGCAGGGUGAUUGCAAGGUUAAACAAGGAAGUAACUGCUGCAAGAGAGGCUCUGGCCACAUUGAAACCACAAGCUGGUAUUACUACAGUCCCUCAACCUGCUGUUGCUGCUGAAGCUGGCGGUGUUGCCAAUCAACCCACUGAACAAGCUGGCAUGAGUGUCGAGGUUAUACAAAAAUUGCAAGAUAAGGCUGCUGUUUUGACACAGGAGCGUAAAAAGAGGGGUCGCACAGUUCCAGAAGAGUUGACUACUCAGGAACAGUUGAGAAGUUUCAGGACAUUGGCAUCUCUUAUUGGUCUUCAUUCCGCCAGUAUUCCUGGUAUUUUAGCUUUAGAUGUGCACAGUUCAGAUACCAGUAAAGUAUUAACAGGAGGAAACGACAAAAAUGCUACUGUAUUCAACAAAGAUACCGAACAGGUCGUCACAAUUUUAAAAGGACACACCAAAAAAGUCACAAAGGUCAUUUACCAUCCCGAAGAAGAUAUUGUUAUUACAGCUUCUCCCGAUUCGACAAUCAGAGUUUGGAACGUGCCGACCUCGCAAACCACUCUCCUCCUCAGGGCGCACGACGGUCCCGUAACGGGCCUGUCCCUGCACCCCACGGGAGACUACGUUCUGUCCACUUCCGAAGACCAACAUUGGGCGUUUUCCGACAUCCGUACCGGCAGACUUCUGACCAAAGUUUCCGAUCAAUCGAACGUGCCGCUGACCACCGCGCAGCUGCAUCCCGACGGUCUCAUCUUCGGCACCGGGACCGGGGAUUCCCAGGUCAAAAUUUGGGAUUUGAAGGAGCAGAGUAACGUCGCCAAUUUCACAGGACAUUCCGGAGCAAUCACCACGAUUUCCUUCUCGGAAAACGGGUAUUACUUGGCCACUGCCGCCGACGACGCGUGCGUUAAACUAUGGGAUUUGCGUAAAUUAAGAAACUUCAAAACUCUACAACUCGACGAAGGUUACCAAAUCAAAGAUUUGUGUUUCGAUCAAAGCGGAACCUAUUUGGCCGUUGCCGGAACUGACGUCAGGGUUUAUUUAUGCAAACAAUGGCAAGAAUUGAAAGUUUUUAACGAUCAUACUGCAGCGGCAACUGGAGUGAGAUUUGGCAAACACGCCAGAUUUUUGGCUUCAACGUCUUUAGAUAGAACUCUAAAAUUGUACGGUUUAGAGUAAAAAUAUUUAAAAAAAAAAUGUUCUGAAAUAUUUUAAUUUUAAUAGAUAUAGGUGUAACUUUGACUUGUCUGUAUUUUAUUUGAAAAAUAAACUUUUCUUAUCUA
Molecule: messenger RNA, 1610 nt
Organism: Brassicogethes aeneus
Lineage: Eukaryota; Metazoa; Arthropoda; Insecta; Coleoptera; Nitidulidae
Source: the annotation of a GenBank genome assembly